Molecule: messenger RNA, 3545 nt
Organism: Fundulus heteroclitus (mummichog)
Lineage: Eukaryota; Metazoa; Chordata; Actinopteri; Cyprinodontiformes; Fundulidae
Gene: ttc39a
Product: tetratricopeptide repeat domain 39A
Exons: 21
Coding region: 210-2060 (616 amino acids)
Molecular function (GO): protein binding
Source: RefSeq, a predicted model, not a curated record
GUUUCCACGCCAGGAAGCAGGAAGAGGCUCGGUGGCGGCGGCUCCUGGCCAUUAGUGUCUGCGUGGGAGGCGAGUGGGAAGCUGGUCCUGUCCUCUGCUGCCUGCCGCUGUGUGUGUGUGAAGUGUGUGUCCCUCCAUCCAUGUCCCCUGUGUGAACAGCUGCUCUGUCCGCAGUCCUCAGCUGUCCGGACCCCCUCCUGCGCCCUGGGAUGAGUUUUAAGAAGCGAAGCGUGAAGAGGGAUGACAGCAAAAAGGGUGCCAUGCAGGCACGAGGCAUCCCUGACGGCCUGGACUCCCCGAGCCGGUUGUCUGUCAUAAACGUUCCAGAGCUGGACCCCAUCCUCACAGACUUCAAGUUACAGCUGCCGGGAAACGGCGACGCCGAGGGGUCAGUGAAUCCUUCAUCAAAUGGCUGCUCUCGGUCCGACCUGUCUGUGGCUCUGGAGGAUUGCAUGGCUGCCCUUGAUCUGUUUCUCAGAAAUGACUUUGAGGAGGCGCAGGCCCGCCUUUUGAGCAGAUCCAAAGACAGCAUGUACCACGCUUUGACCUACGCCACUAUUUUAGAAAUGAAGGCCAUGAUGACCUUCGAUCCCCAACACAUUCUGACUGCGGGCAGUACUAUGAAGGAGGCGCAGGUUCUCUGUCAGAGACACAGAAGGAAGUCAACUUUCGCAAAAGGCUUCACGGAAGAGGAACUCCACGCGGAGGUUUGCUACGCCGAAUGUCUCCUGCAAAGGGCAGCGCUCACCUUCCUUCAGGAUGAAAACAUGAUUAACUUCAUCAAAGGAGGUAUUAAAGUCAGGAACAGCUACCAGACAUACAAAGAGCUCCAUACCGUCCUGAAGUCUGCUGCAUACACUCAAGGAGACAAUCACGGUCACUUUGAAGGCGGCGUUAAACUGGGAGUCGGAGCCUUCAAUCUUAUGAUUUCCAUGCUGCCCACACGGACACUAAAGCUGCUGGAGUUUGUGGGAUUCUCCGGCAAUAAGGAAUUCGGUCUCCAGCAGCUCCAGGAGGGCUCUGCAGAAAGCACCUUCAGGUCGUUCCUGUGUAACAUGCUCUUGCUGUGUUAUCACACGUUCAUGAGCUUCAUUUUGGGCACUGGGGAGGGAGACGUUGAGGAUGCGGAGAAGCUUUUGAAACCAUAUCUGGAAAAAUACCCUAAGGGAUCCAUCUUUUUGUUCUUUGCUGGUCGAGUAGAGGAGAUUAAAGGCAACCUGGAUGCUGCUAUCAAGCUCUUCCAGGAUUGCUGUGAGGCGCAGCAGCAGUGGAAGCAGUUUCACCACAUGUGCUACUGGGAGCUGAUGUGGUGCUUCACAUACAAGAGGCACUGGAAGAUGGCCUACUUCUACGCUGACCUGCUAAGCAAGGAGAACACCUGGUCCAAGGCUACCUAUGCUUACAUGAAAGCAGCCUAUCUCAGCAUGCUGACUGCAGAUGACUGCCUUACCUUUGGGGAGACUGCACUAACUCUGUUCAGGCAAGUGCCUGGGCUGAAACAGAAAAUUGCAGGAAAAUCCUUGCCAACAGAGAAGUUUGCAAUCAGGAAAGCCCGCCGCUACUUUGCAGAAAAUCCUGUUCCUCUUCCAGCUCCUCCACUGGAGAUGAUGUACAUCUGGAACGGCUACACUGUCAUCGGGAAACAUAAAGACCUUACCGAGGGCAUGCUGAAAAUCCUGGAAGAAGCGCAGGAAACAAUCGAAAGCUUCCCAAGGACAGAGUACACCAUAGAUGAUAAGUGUCUGCUGAGCCUUUUGAAGGGCCUUUGUCACAAACACCUGGGACACCAAGAGGAGGCUGAACACUACUUUACCCUCGUCCUCUGCAAUGAGUCUCAGAUAAAAUAUGACCACUACCUGGUACCUAAUGCCCUACUUGAGCACGGUCUGCUGUGUCUGGAGCAAGGCAGAAAAGACGAAGCUGUUAAACUACUGGAAACAGCAAAGAACAAUUACAAAAACUACUCCAUGGAAUCACGGACGCACUUCCGGAUCCAGGCUGCUUUGCACAAAGCUAAGGGAACUGGGGUGAACGGCGUCCAUGUUCCUUCCAGUCCAUAACGGACAGAAGAGGGCACACGAGUGUAGUGACAGCUUGCUGUGCCUGCAGUCCCACAGUGCAACACCCAGCCUGGCCAGCCACCGCCCGUUAUGGCUGAAGAGUUUAUUUUAUUUGCUCAUCAAACAUGGAGGCUUUGUUUUUUUUUUUUUUUUUUUUUUUUGGUCUUAUGCGUGCCAUACGCGUAGACAUCUGCAGCUCUGACUGGCCUUAACUGACUUCUCCUUCUGAUUUCUAUGCCUUUUUUUUUUUUUAAUAUGACAGAGCUUCACUUCCUGAUCUGAUUUAAAACCGAAAUGAGUUGAGAAGUGGGUCGUGUGUUUAUGAAACACUGUGGUCUUUCACUGUGACUACUCACAAUGAGUGCAAAAGAGAAGCGAACAAGGUCAGAUUUCUCUGAUGUAAACUUACAGUAGAAAUCUACCACUCCAGUCCUCAGGAGUUACGGUCCUGCAGCUUUUAGAAGCGUCCGUGCUCCAGCACAGUCUAAUAAAACGGUUGAAUUACCUCUUCAGCAUGCCGUCUGGCAAAGAUCUGGUAACCAGGCAUCCAUUUGCUCCGGGCGUGUUGACAAAGGGAUGCAUCUAAAAGCUGCAGGACAGGGGCUCUCAGGGAGUGGAGCUGAAGACGCCUGAGCUGGUAUAAAUAUGCCCGGGUUUGAAGCCAGAUCUGAAGGAGAACAAUUGGUCACAAUAUUUUCAAAUUUCUUUUGAAGUUCGUUAAAUACAGAUUAUUAUCACGGUAACAUGAUUAUUUUGUGAUAAAGUUAUCAGAAUCUAAUCAUGCAGAUUUUUGCCAUGUAUCAAAAUCCAUGGCCACCUUAACCAAAUUUUACAUUUUAUUUUCUUGUUAAGAUAUUUUAGGUUUUUGUAUGUACACUAUAUAAUUGGUUCUCUGUGUUUGCUGGAAUCAUUUUUUUUAGUUCUUUGAGCUAUAUUGAAUACUGGAUAGAAUGAAUUUAUGAUUUUAUUCCACUUGUUUAGUCUCCUUUUGCAACCUGAAACAAUCACUUCCAAAACACCCUGGCUAUUUAUUCCCUCUUUGCACAUACUUUUGCAAACUACUGAAAUAACUCUCAACUUCCCAAAGUCAAAAAAGCCAGCAAGACUUGCAGACAUUCUUUAGAUUUACCUACUGUAAACGGCACCUUUUUUUUAAACAGAUCGUCCUGUUUUAAGAGGACAGAGGAACGUGUCUUUCAGAAAGGCAGACUCCCUCCUUUUCGCCUCCUGGUGUGUGGGACUGGUUCCAGUGCUACUUGAGCUUGAACAAACGGGCCUUUCAAAGCGAUCGGGGCUGUGCGCUUGUCCUCCUGCUGCAUCGCUUUACAAGUUGAAGGAAACUCUUAAAACCGCCACAAACCACUACAGCGUUUACAGAUUCUGAGAACCAUCUGUUGACAUCCUCUGCUGCGCCCCUAUGAGCCACCUCUUCCCUAGAACUACACACAGAAGGACCCAAAAGUUACAACCGCAUCCUGCUACAAA